GCUUUCAAAUUUUGCUUAUAAUUCUUUUUAAUAAUUUAUUGCACAAUAUAUACAACAUUCAUUCUCCAAUGUUCCACUUGGUGAUUCAUUACAUUAUUCGACUAUAUUAAUGUGCUACAACGUUUAUUAUCAAGUAGUAACUAAUACAACGCUGUACCAACAGUAUUCAUCAGUUCGCCUUAUAUCUAAGAUUAGUUGUUUUUGUGUGCUGGAAUAGAAGUGACGAUUGCUGACUUCAAAAUGGAUGACCAAGUACAAUACAAAGUUUACACCUUCUGGAAAGAAGGUGAUACAAGGCCUGAAGUAAGAAGGUUUGGUAUUGAGAGGAGUGUCAUCACCAAUUUUCAUUAUUUGAAUGCUAAACUUCAGGAUGUAUUCACUGGACUUAGGACGAAGAGUUACACUGUGGCUUGGAAAGAUGAAGAGGAUGACGAUAUCACCAUCUCUUCUGAUGAAGAGAUGAUGGCUGCUCUAACAUCUAUGUUUGAGAGUCAUCAACCAAUAAAACUGUAUGUUUACUGUAAAGAUGAUGUCAGGGAUGAUGAUGAUGAAUGUGAGAUUGUCAUUUCGGCUGUACCUGACACUGGAAAUGCGCCAGCCGGGACUAGCAAUGAAGGUCAGCAUUAUGGCGUAACUUGUGACGGAUGUGAUGGGCCUGUUAUUGGUUUCCGCUACAAGUGUAUUUCUUGCGAUGAUUACGAUCUCUGUUCGCGCUGCGAAGGAUCGGGCCUGCACCGCGAACACUGCAUGUUGCGUGUUCCCAUGCCUACUUUGCCGCGUACACUUAUUAAAGCAGCAAUUAAGAGAUCUCGCCACUUCUUGAAGUCUGUGGUGGGUCCAGGUGCCGAAGAAUGUGUUCGCAAGAAGCACAGACAUGAUAAGAGUGACGAUAAGAAACGCAGAGAUGAACGUAAUAACGAUGAUCGCAAUCAGCAACAAGAGCAAGGCGACAGUCACCGCCAAGGUGAUUAUCAUCGUCGUGGUGAUCGCCAUUAUCGCCGUCCACGUUCGAGUUGGUUGGAAACCUUCGCAACCUACAUGAAUGAGUUCGCAAAUCUGGCUGGCGACGUUGACUUACUGGGUGAUAAUAAUACUUCAGCCCAGAAAUCUUCCCAGACAAGUUCUCAGGCGCAACCAGAAAAACAAGAACAGCCCAAAACGGCUAACGAAAGUUCUGAGUCUCCCAAACAGCCAGAGGCAAGUGGUUCGGAAAAUACACAAGCCUUUGUACCACCGCAGUGUCCUUUCAUGCCGGAAAACUUCAACCCUCAGGACAUAUCUAAACUCAUUCAAAUGUAUAUGAGUGGACAAUUAAAUUUGGUUGAUUUUCUAACGAAUCCACAACCUGCGACAAAUUCCAAUGAUGUUGAGAUGGAAGCAAGAUCCGACGAUAAGGGACCAGAGGCAGAUAAAGUUAACGGUUCUAAUGUACCAACCUCUGCCAACCAACCAACUACAUCUGCAACUACUGAAGAGCCUAAUAGAGAUGCUUCCCCAGAUAAGGCUGAUGGCUGGACUGUUAUUAAUAAAGAAAAAGAUUUAUUGGAUGAAGUGAAUGCUCCACUUGAACCUACUGUAAAUGUGGCGGCUCCGAUUGGGUUCAACUUGCCUGCAGAGUUCCAGCAACAUGUUAAGAUCACCGAUGGUACAAAUCUGUACCCACCAUUGAACUCUGCAACUGCUGUGUUGAAUCCCAAAGAGGCAGAAGUCAAUGUUGCGCAACCUUCGGCUCCAAUUGAACCACAGGCAAAAGCGGCUGCCACAUCAACCGCAGCACAGCCUGCUCCAGCAAAGCCAGCUCAAACCCCGGCACCGAAACCUCGACAGCGCCACCCUAUACCUCAUAUUGAAGCAGCAAUUGCAUGCAUGGUUGGUAUGGGUUUCCCAGCUGAGGCUUGGCUGAUUCAACUCAUUGAAAGCAAGGAUGGCAACAUACCUGCUGUUUUGGACCUGAUGACACCUAAUCCGAAGUAAAUGUUAUAUACUUGCUAAAGAUGGCAGUAGUUUAAGAUUGUAUACUACAUUAGUUUAUUAUUACCACAAUAACAAUGUUAAUUUUAAUGUAAAUCUCUUUCCACUUUGUGAUGGCGUCUAGAGGGUACCGUGUGUAGGUAGAUCUGACAGUACAAAUUGUUAACAAAGUGUUCCAUGUCCAAAUAAUUGAAAACCACCCAACCUCACAAUGCAGUACUGAAAUUAAUAUGAAAGAUAUGCAUUUAUUUUCUGUGCAGAAUAUGCUUUUAUUUCGUGUUUUAGUUUGUUAUUGUCAGUGGUGAUUAGUGACCGAACGUUAGUCAGAAAAAUUACGUUUGUAAAUAAUGAUUGUUAGUAAUCAGGAAUUGAACGUAAUUGUUUUGUUUAUGAUAAUAAAUAAGAAUAAUGCACUCUUACAUAAUUUUAAAAUAUAUGCUCAUAUUUUUGCUAUCAUAUAAAUAACGGCCUAUAAAAUUAAACAUAUAUAGAUAUAACAGAAAGAGUAUAAUGACCUAAAUCCAAGCAACAAAUUAAAUUUCUUUUUGAAUUCCUUCGUGGACAUUGUUCUUAAAUUUCAGGAUAAAUUUAUCGUUAUAUCUUUUAUGA
Messenger RNA from Achroia grisella, 2580 nucleotides. Its product is annotated as protein ref(2)P-like. The transcript is spliced from 8 exons. NCBI's taxonomy places the organism in Eukaryota, Metazoa, Arthropoda, Insecta, Lepidoptera, Pyralidae. Gene Ontology annotation, cellular component: aggresome; amphisome. The record is from RefSeq and is a predicted model, not a curated record. Gene Ontology annotation, biological process: mitophagy; endosome organization; aggrephagy. The coding region runs from base 241 to 1974 and encodes 577 amino acids. Gene Ontology annotation, molecular function: zinc ion binding; K63-linked polyubiquitin modification-dependent protein binding; protein kinase C binding.